AUCCACAUCCGAAAAUGAAGAAGAGGAGGUGUCAUGCUUAGUACACCUCUCAAAGAUACCGGUUCCUUCUGCUAGUUGUACUCUCACACUGUGCCACUUUAGCCAACUGAAGAGAAAAUACCCGACACCGAUUACUCCCUACGCCAUCAUUUUAUGACAGAAUUAAUAUCAAACGUGGUCAGUUGCGUUUUUAAUUAAAAACAUCCAACAGUGGCUCGUGGGCUGGCUAGCUAGGCUAGCUACUCCUGUAUUAGCAGCAGCAGCAGCACUUGGCUGGCUAGCUAGCUAGCUGCCUGAAUUAUUGUUACUUGUUGUUGUUGCAGUCACAUCUCAAACAAAUCACAGAUGUAGGACAAGCUCUUCAAGUGUUCUUGGUUGGUUGGUUGUGUCAGGUGUUAUUAGGCCCCUGGUCUGGUCUGAGGGAGGAAGUGUUCAGGAAGUGUUCAGACACAGGAAGUGUUCAGACACGGGAGGAGAGCUAGGAGAGGAGGUGAAUGCCGUCAAGCUUUUUCUGAAACACUGGGGUUGUUGGUGUGGCUGAAUUUUCCCUGGAUUUGAUUGGUCAAUUCAGAAGACUGAAGCCCAGGCUGACAGUCUACCUUUCACGGAGGCCCAGCCGUGAGAGGACUGAGGAAGGCACGUGGCGAAUCAUGACCGCGGACAAAGACAAGCCAGACAGGGAGAAGGACAGGGACAGAGACCGAGACAGGGAGAGAGACAGAGAGAGGGACAGAGACCGGGACAAGAGGGACAAAGCAUCCAGGGAGAGCGAGAGCUCACGACCACGCCGUAGCUGCACGCUGGAGGGAGGAGCUAAGAACUACGCGGAGAGCGAGGACGAGGAUAACGAGAACAGGGGAGGGGCCGGGGCAGUAGGUGGGGUCAACAUGGGGAUGGGGGAGGAGUCAGGGAAGAAGGGGAAGAAGAAGAUGAUCAAGAAGAAGUCGAGGUAUGAACGGAUGGAGAACGGAGAGAUCACUUCCUUCAUUACUGAAGACGACGUUGUUUACAGACCUGGCGAUUGUGUAUAUAUGGAGAGCCGCAGGCCCAACACUCCCUACUUCAUAUGUAGCAUUCAGGAUUUUAAACUGAGUAAACGAGACCAUCUGUUACUCAGUGUUAAAUGGUACUAUCGUCAGUCAGAGGUCCCAGACUCAGUCUACCAACACCUGGUGCAGGAUCGCAACAAUGAUAACGAUUCUGGCCGGGAGCUGGUCAUCACAGACCCGGUGGUCAAGAGCAGAGAACUCUUCAUCUCUGACUAUGUGGAUACAUACCAUGCUGCUGCCCUCAGGGGGAAGUGUAACAUUGCCCAUUUCUCCGACAUCUUUGCUGCCAGGGAGUUCAAAGCUCGCAUCGACUCCUUUUUCUACAUCCUGGGAUACAACCCAGAAACCAGGCGACUAAACAGCACACAAGGAGAGAUCAGAGUGGGGCCUAGUCACCAAGCCAAGCUUCCCGAGCUGCAGCCCUUCCCCUCCGAGGCCCCGGGGGGCCUGGGUCAGGCUGUGACAGAGAAUGAGGAGCUGGUGUGGAUGCCAGGGGUCAACGACUGUGACCUGCUCAUGUACCUCAGGGCUGCAAGGAGCAUGGCUGCCUUCGCUGGGAUGUGUGACGGAGGUUCUACGGAAGACGGAUGCCUAGCAGCCUCGCGAGACGACACCACACUCAACGCACUUAACACGCUUCACGAGAGCAGUUACGAUGCAGGCAAGGCACUACAGCGCCUGGUCAAAAAGCCUGUUCCCAAACUCAUAGAGAAGUGCUGGUCAGAAGACGAAGUGAAGCGCUUCAUUAAAGGGCUCAGACAGUACGGCAAGAACUUCUUCAAGAUUCGGAAAGAUCUGCUACCCAACAAGGAAACGGGUGAGUUGAUAACCUUCUACUACUACUGGAAGAAGACUCCUGAAGCGGCGUCGUCCAGGGCCCACCGUAGACACCGUCGCCAGCCUGUGUUCCGACGCAUCAAGACGCGUACCGCCUCCACUCCCGUCAACAUCCCAUCUAGACCCCCCUCCUCAGAGUUCUUGGACCUGAGUUCAGCCAGUGAAGAUGACUUGGACAGUGAAGACAGUGAGCAGGAGCUGAAGGGUUACGCCUGCAGACACUGUUUCACCACCACCUCUAAGGACUGGCACCACGGUGGCAGAGAGAACAUCUUGUUGUGUACAGACUGUCGUAUCCACUUUAAGAAGUACGGCGAGCUGCCUCCCAUCGACAAGCCCGUGGACCCGCCUCCGUUCAUGUUCAAACCCGUCAAAGAGGAUGAGGAUGGACUCAGCGGGAAACAUAGCAUGAAGACCCGACGUAACAGAGGAUCGAUGUCGACGCUCCGUAGUGGCCGGAAGAAGCAGACAGCCAGUCCUGAUGGACGAGCAUCUCCAACCAAUGAGGACCUGCGGUCUAGUGGCCGUACCUCCCCCUCCGCAGCCUCCACAGACAGCACUGACAGCAAGACAGACCCCCUGAAGAAACCCAGCAAGAAGAUUGAGGAGUCUCCUAUGAAGACUGCCAAACGCCAGAGAGAGAAGGGAGGAGCCUCAGACACAGAGGACACAGACAACAGGACAAGCGCCAAAAAGUCCAAGACCCAGGAGCUGGGUCGGUCCGACUCGCCGUCUGAAUGCGAGGGAGAGGGCGAAGGCGAGAGCUCCGACGGGCGUAGCGUCAACGAGGAGUGUAGCAGUGACGCUAAAGACAUUGACCAGGACAACCGCAGCUCCUCGCCCUCCAUCCCCAGCCCCCGAGACGGGGAGAGUGACUCGGACUCCUCCGCCCAGCAACAGCUGCUCCUACUGCAGAGACAAGAGAGGGAGAGGGUGAGAGAGGGGCAGUCGCAGCACCCUCUGGUUAUCCAGUCCUGUCAGCCAGGGUCCUCCGGUGGUCGCUCCAUCACCCCUCCAUUACCUUCCACGUCCUCCUCAGCCCCCUCACUGGUCCCCCAGGUCCCACCCUCCUCCACACCCCCCACUUCUCUUCUACCGCCUCCCAUGCCCCAACAGGCCGGCCCCCUCUCUCUCAUCCAAUCAGGGGCGUCGAUCCACCCCCAGAGGCGGCCCUCGCCCUCGCCUCAUUCUCCGCAGCAGGGGAUGUCUCAGGUUCCGCCCCCAGGACCGCCAGGCUCCACGCAGUCGCUACCGAGCACGUUCCACGGCCCGCUGCCCCACCCACUUCAAACUGGCCCCUCUCACCUGCCCCACCCCCACUCCCUGCCCCCUCAAAGCUUCCCAUUGGGCCCCCAGUCUCAGGUCCCGCCCUCCCCGCUCCCUCUCAGUCAAUUGCAGCAGCCGUCUCACAGGGCCCACACGCCCCCCAGCCAAUCAUCGUCGUCCCAGGGUGGCUCGUCCAAUCAGCCGCCCCGCGAGCAGCCCCUACCCCCCGCCCCUUCCAUGUCCAUGCCCCACAUCAAGCCCCCUCCCACCACCCCCAUCCCCCACAUGCCCAACCGCGACCCUCAGUCCCACAAACACGGGCCUCCACACCUCUCAGCACCCCCUUUCCCCCAGAUGCCCUCCAACCUGCCCCCUCCGCCCGCCCUCAAACCCCUCUCCUCCCUGUCCACCCACCACCCUCCCCCUGCCCACCCUCCUCCCCUCCAGCUCAUGCCCCAGGGCCCAGGCCAGCAGCUCCAGCCUCCACCGGCCCAGCCCCCUGUCCUCACCCAGUCCCAGAAUCUCCCCCUUUCAGAGAGAGAGAGAGGCAGCCAGCACCACCUUCCUCCUCCUCUACCCCCAUCCGGACCGUCACCAUCCUCCCACCCCAACACAUCCCAACAGUCCCCGUUCCCUCCUCCCCCCUCCUCCUCAUCCUCCUCUCUACCGCCAGGCCUCCAGCCCCCCUCCUCCUCCAUCUCGAUGCCCCUCCCAGCCUCCGUCGGCUCCGCCUGCCCAGGUCCCGCCCUCCCACCCGUACACAUCAAGGAGGAACCUCUCGACGAAUCAGAGGAGCCCGAGAGCCCUCCGCCCCCUCCGCGGAGCCCCUCUCCCGAGCCUACCAUCGUCAACACGCCCAGCCAUGCCAGCCAAUCAGCACGGUUCCACAAGCACCUGGACCGUGGGUACAACACGUGUGCUAGAACAGACUUCUACUUUACUCCUCUGGCUGCUUCUAAACUGGCCAAGAAGAGAGAAGAAGCACUGGAGCGGGUCAAGAGAGAGGCCGAGCAGAAAGCCCGGGAGGAGAAGGAGAGGGAGAAGGAACGAGAGAGGGAACGGGAAAGAGAGAAGGAACAGGAGAGAGCUGUGAAAGCCUCCAGUUCGUGUCACGACGGCCGUAUGGGUGACCCCCAGAUGGGUGGCCCCGCCCACAUGCGUCCUCCCUUCGACGGCCCCCCUACCUCCAUCGCUGCAGUGCCCCCUUACAUCGGCCCUGACACGCCCGCCCUGCGCACCCUCAGCGAGUACGCCCGCCCCCACGUCAUGUCCCCGACCAAUAGGAACCACCCCUUCUUCGUCUCCCUCAACCCCAACGACCCCCUGAUGGCCUAUCACAUGCCUGGCCUCUACAACGCCGACCCGGGCAUGCGGGAGCGCGAGCUGCGAGAGCGGGAGAUGAGGGAGAGAGAGAUGAGGGAGAGGGAGCUGAGAGAGAGGAUGAAGCCUGGGUUCGAACACAAACCCCCAGAGCUAGAAGGCAUGCACCCUUCGGCUAACCCCAUGGAGCACUUCGCCCGACACGGGGCCAUCUCCUUACCAUCCAUGGCAGGACCGCACCCCUUCGCCUCCUUCCACCCAGGUCUCAACCCCCUGGAGAGAGAGCGUUUGGCGUUGGCCGCGGGACCCCAGCUCAGACCAGACAUGAGCUACCCGGAGCGGCUGGCGGCGGAGAGGCUGCACGCCGAGAGGAUGGCGGCGGUGGCCAACGACCCUAUCGCCAGGCUUCAGAUGUUCAACAUCACACCUCAUCACCACCAGCACUCCCACAUCCACUCACACCUGCACCUUCACCAGCAGGACUCCUUGCACCAAGGCGGUGGUGAAUGUCUUGUGUGCCCUCCAGGUUCGGGGGGGCACCCCCUCGUAGACCCCCUGGCAGGAGGCCCGCAUCUCGCCCGCUUUCCCUACCCGCCCGGCGCAAUCCCCAACCCCCUCCUGGGACAGAACCCACACGAACAUGAGAUGCUGCGACACCCCGUCUUCGGUACUCCGUACCCCCGGGACCUUCCUCCCCAGAUGUCCGCAGCCCACCAGCUCCAGGCCAUGCAUGCACAGUCUGCAGAGCUGCAGCGGCUAGCUAUGGAACAGCAGUGGCUGCAUGGACAUCAUCACAUGCACGGUGGUCCACUUCCUGGACAAGAGGACUAUUACAGCCGGCUGAAGAAGGAAAGCGACAAGCAACUGUAACCGACCAAUGGGGACGCAGAGACGCAGGAAGUUGCCUAGGACACAGGAAGUACAGGAACAGGAAGUAGUUACAGAGCAGUCUGUCAGUCAGAGGAACUCGACCUCCGCUCCUCCAAACAUUUCCCGUUACGAAGAACAACAAAAAGUGAUUUUUCUGUUGUCUGUUGUCCUUCCCUGUCCGUGGGUUUUCAUUUUCUUUUUGUUAAGGACAUUGAGAGACUUUGUUUGGUGUAACUAUAGCCUUCUAGUAGUGGCACCGACUUCAAGACUGACUGUGACUUUCCUGCAUGAAAACUCCUCUAAAGCUUCCACAACAUGUUUGUAGGUAGCACACGUUCACUGUGCUAGUCGAUGGAAAGGAGCGCUCCAGACAUUAUAUCCACGGAAAGAUUCAAAACAAAGUGCUAUUGUUAUUUUAAUACAUUGUUGGAGGUUUUCAUAAUUUGAAGGAAAAGCUGCAGCAUGGCAUUUUUUUGAGUCUGUAAAUAGUAUAUAUAUAUACAUAUAAUUAUUAUUAUUAUUAUAAUUGUUACUAGGUGUGGACUCUGAACCAAGUCAUUUAUAAACCUCCAAUAUGUUACUGUGUUAUAAAGCAUUAUGCCUUGUUUUAACGGGGGGGGCAACAAAGCAUUAAUAGAACAGCCAAAGGGUGUUCAGCGAGGAUUCCAGUCCUGUGGUGUGGGGUACCUCAGAGAGCUGUAUAGUCCCAGACUCUCACGUACACAAGACUGUCCCAUCCACCUCCUUUCAUUAGACACCUCUUGACAAGCACCAUAUUGUCAGACAGAAUGCCUGAACUUACUGGGUUGAGUUAAUGAUUUGAGACCCUUGAAGAGGACUGAGUCAUCAAUGGAUCAGCAUAUCCCCUGUCCUGCCCUGCCCUGCCCUGCCCUGCCCUGCCCUGUCCUGCCCUGUCCUGUCCUGCCCUGCCCUGUCCUGUCCAAUACCCUGAUGCAGACACCAUCUAUUGUACUCAAAGGAAGACUAGAUAGAAUCCCUCAGUUACUACUCUCUGGAUGUUAGGUUACUACUCUGUGUGGAAGACUAGAUAGAAUCUCUCAGUGCUUUUAAUUGGUUUUGACACUCUACUCAACAUCAGUAUUGAGUCAACAUAAUUAAAAAACAUUUAAAGUUUAUAGGCAGAUUUUUAAACCUGUUUCACAUUUUCUUCUACAAUGUUUUAAAUUGUCUUGGUGUCUUCAAGCUACACUGAGGCCCCAACAUGUGUUCUGAUCUGACUGUGGGUGAGUAGACUUGUACAAGGGUGCUAGAGGGAACUACAGGUAGUGGUGGUGGUGAUGUUAACCCUGGUUUCCUCACUCCUCUAUUUGUCCAAGUGUGGCUGCUACAGCAAGACUUUUCUAGCCUGGUAUAUUUGUGCUGUCUUGACAACUCCUAGGGUACCAGGCUAGUGGUUCUCCUCCAUGAGGGGAUCCUAAUAUAAUGUGUGCUGUGCUGCCAUAUUCACUGUGACUAACAGGCCUGGCUACAUGGGUCCAGUACUGGUACCACACACUAUCUAACAGGCCUGGCUACAUGGGUCCAGUACUGGUACCACACACUAUCUAACAGGCCUGGCUACAUGGGAGGACGUGGGUCCAGUACUGGUACCAGACACUAUCUAACAGGCCUGACUACAUGGGUCCAGUACUGGGUCCAGAUUCUAGGCAGUGGAGAUGUAAUGUUGGUGGUCGUAUUGCCUCCAGGCUCUCGCUGUUGUCCCCUGCUGGCUGGUCAGCCGUCCCCUCAGCCUGCACAGCUUCUCCUGGCCUCCCCUUCAAUGCCGGGGGUGUUGAGUGUACUGUACGCCAUGCCAUUGGCUGUUCUGUUCAGUUCACCUGACCGUCAUAGCAGUCUACUGGCUGUUAGCUCUCACCUAUCCUAUGUUAGCCUAUGGUCGAGUUCCUUCUACUCCUCUCUGGUCCGUCCAUGUGCUCUGUUUGUCUGGCUGUUCAAUGCACAUUCACUCAUCUCAUGUACUCCUCUUCAUCUGCUGCCUCCUCUUCUUUCUGACACCCUCCUCCUCCGCUUUCUGACACCCUCCUCUUCUUUCUGAUACCCUCCUCUUUCUGACACCCUCCUCCUCUUUCUGACACCCUCCUCCUCCGCUUUCUGACACCCUCCUCCUCCGCUUUCUGACACCACCCUCCUCUUUCUGACACCCUCCUCCUCUUUCUGACACCACCCUCUUCUUUCUGACACCCUCCUCUUCUUUCUGACACCCUCCUCCUCUUUCUGACACCCUCCUCCUCUUUCUGACACCCUCCUCUUCUUUCUGACACCCUCCUCCUCUUUCUGACACCCUCCUCCUCUUUCUGACACCCUCCUCUUCUUUCUGACACCCUC
Salmo salar (Atlantic salmon) is the source of this 7688-nucleotide messenger RNA. RefSeq names its product arginine-glutamic acid dipeptide (RE) repeats a (gene rerea). Gene Ontology annotation, cellular component: nucleus. NCBI's taxonomy places the organism in Eukaryota, Metazoa, Chordata, Actinopteri, Salmoniformes, Salmonidae. Gene Ontology annotation, biological process: regulation of DNA-templated transcription. The record is from RefSeq and is a predicted model, not a curated record. Gene Ontology annotation, molecular function: chromatin binding; transcription corepressor activity; sequence-specific DNA binding.